Linum tenue is the source of this 575-nucleotide messenger RNA. The record is from the annotation of a GenBank genome assembly. NCBI's taxonomy places the organism in Eukaryota, Viridiplantae, Streptophyta, Magnoliopsida, Malpighiales, Linaceae.
GGAAACAUGGGGCAAAGCUGCUUGGAGAUGACCCUCAACUUUAAGUAGAGAAAUCUGGAGGCUAGAUCCAUGAUUUUGCUCAGCUGUAAAAAGAAUCAUGCCAUUUGUAACCAGUAUUAAGAAUUUCUCAUCAUGAGCUUCAAGAGAGCAGAUGCUGAUUCAACAACUGCAUGUCCAGAUAUAGAAGGUGGUCAGUUGGAUUGCAUCUCUGACCCUAUUGGAUGUCUGCUGUUCUGUGAUGCCCCAAAAAUGUACCAGACCGGAGAUCUCAAAGAUUAUGAAAAAGUUACUCCUCCAAAUUCCUCCAUGACUGCAUCUCCGUUCUCAUGUGGUUCCCCGCGCUUCUACUCUUGCUUACCAGUAGCUGAAACAAUAGCAGGGUCCAGGAACUCUUAAACCAGCCACUGCUGCAAUUUAUCACUUCCCACCCCAGGUUUAACGUUUGAUAAUACGUCCAUUUCUUUGCCAUAACUUGAAAAAUUCUACUGAAUUGUAAUUUCCAAGAUAAGACCCUCACAUUGUAUUAUUUCUUUUAUUAAUGUUCCUUAUCUUAAUGUUGAUUGUUAAUAUGAGAC